Messenger RNA from Coffea eugenioides, 774 nucleotides. RefSeq names its product E3 ubiquitin-protein ligase RNF126-like. Bases 1 to 774 code for a protein of 257 amino acids. Lineage: Eukaryota; Viridiplantae; Streptophyta; Magnoliopsida; Gentianales; Rubiaceae. The record is from RefSeq and is a predicted model, not a curated record. The transcript has a single exon.
AUGGAUGAAGUAUAUGAGCCGCGAUACACAUUCAGAGUGAGCCAACCAACUGAUGUGAUCUUCCCUGCAAAUAUGCCAUCAGAUGGGUUUUUCAUACAGUUCAUGGUUGAUGAUAGGUACGAGAACCUUUACUAUUCCUCAGUUGAAAAUCUUUGGAAGUUCUAUAACAUCACCCCAGGUCCUGUGCAUACAAAUAUAGCGUUUCUCACCUCUCGUGAGCAACUUGCAUCAGAGAAUAGUGAUUGGGAAUAUAUUUCCAACAUGUUACUGCAAGCGAGCAUCCCCAUUCAUGUACACACAGCCAUAAUACCACAAAUUGAUGAAUGUGCAAUCUCCAUGGCUAAUGGACUUGCUAAUGCAAGUCCAAAGCUCCUGCCAAUUCUAGUAGAAAUUACCAAAUGGAGUUCUGUUGAUAUUACUCCAUAUUUAGUAGCAGAAGACUAUGAUAUCCGCGAUGCUAAUGUUUUGGAUAUGGAGGAUUAUCUAUUGCUAGCCCAAGUCCAAAGUAUUUCGAUGGAUGAAAAUGAUCAGCCAAGGCCUGCUUCAGCUACCAGAAAAAUCACAAGUGGAAUGUUGAAGAAGGUAAAGAUUGAGGCUGCUGAUAGGACUGAAGCUUGUGUAAUUUGUCUCGAAGAAUUCCCUAAUGGCUUGGAAGUAACUCAAACGCCAUGCAAGCAUGUGUUUCAUGGAGAAUGCAUUCUUCAAUGGUUGAAUUAUGGAAGCUGGUGUCCCUUAUGCCGAUCUGAGAUUCCUACUGAUCCUCCUACCAACUAA